Messenger RNA from Helicoverpa armigera (cotton bollworm), 1331 nucleotides. RefSeq names its product transcriptional Adaptor 2a (gene Ada2a). The record is from RefSeq and is a predicted model, not a curated record. NCBI's taxonomy places the organism in Eukaryota, Metazoa, Arthropoda, Insecta, Lepidoptera, Noctuidae. The transcript has a single exon. Bases 12 to 1313 code for a protein of 433 amino acids. Gene Ontology annotation, biological process: regulation of transcription by RNA polymerase II; chromatin remodeling. Gene Ontology annotation, molecular function: chromatin binding; protein binding; transcription coactivator activity. Gene Ontology annotation, cellular component: nucleus; SAGA-type complex.
ACCUGUAAACAAUGUCCAACGAUAUAACAUUACAAAGUAAAUGCGACUCGUGCGGCGAGAUUGCCCACGAGCCCUUCAUAGAAUGUGUUGAAUGUGAUACUAAUUUGUGCACCGCAUGUUUCGCCUCCGGCCAGGAAGUGGGCUCUCACAAAAAUGACCACAAGUAUGCCGUGCGAAGGAACGACUUCCCUUUGUUCGACAACUGCAACUGGUCUGCUAAAGAAGAAUGUAAGCUACUCUCUGCACUGUCCACAUAUGGCUAUGGAAAUUGGGAAGAAAUAUCUAAGAGUGUACACACAAGAUCAAAACUGGAAUGUCAGGAACAUUACAAGAAGUAUUACAUAGAAAAUGUUCAGUAUAAGGAAUUGAAGCUUUUACCUGAGACUGAACAAUCUUUGUUUCCGAAACCUUUGAUACCUUAUUUAUACAGUACAGAGACAUGCACCAACCCACCAAGGAACAACAAUGCUGACCAGCAUUUGGCAGGUUACAAUGCCUACCGGUCAGAGUUUGAACUCAGCUAUGAUCACAAUGCAGAAAGUAUUUUUAAUAUAGAAGACAGUUACUCUGAUGAAGAUGAUGAGGAAGAAGAAGAAUGUAUGAACUCACUGAAGGUGUCUCUGGUCAGUUCCUUAAACACUAGACUAAAAGAGAGACGCAGGAGAUACAAGAUCAUUCAGAACCAUGGUCUAAUAAUGCCAAAUAAAUUGAUAUCAUGGUUACAGAAGUAUGACUCCACACUCACCAGGCAGAAAUGUGAGAGGUUACUAUCAUUUAUGCAGUUCAUGACAGGUAUGCAAUUUGACACAUUCAUGGAGUCCAUCAGUUUAGAACAUGAGCUAAUGCAGAGAUUAUCAAGACUGUCAGAGUACCGUCGGAACGGAAUCAAGACUCUGUAUGCUGCCAAGUUGUACAAGCAGUUGAAGAAAGAAAACGAUUUAGUUGUUAAGGAACAGAAACAUGCUACAAAUGUGAUGUCUAAGAAGUACGAUAGCCAGUCACCUGUGAAGAAUGCACUCUUGUUUGGGAAGAACAAUCAGUUACUUAAGUAUAAGAGGACGUCAAUGCCACUGGAGAUAGUUGACCUGCCAGGGUUCAACAGGCUCACAGAAGCAGAGAAGGUUCUAUGUUCUAACUUAAGACUGGUGCCAGAGAACUACUUAGAAAUUAAGCAGCAACUGAUCACUCAGAACAGUAAAAUGGGCUUCCUCCGUUUGCUAGAUGCAAGGAGGAUAGUGAAAAUAGAUGUGAACAAAACUAGGAAGAUCUAUGAUUACUUGUUGUAUGAAGGGUUUAUAUCUAAGCCACAGUAAUAAAUAAGCUAAAUUUUU